GCUGAAGAAAGAGGAAACCGUGACUUCAGUAGUCGCAUCUAAACAUGAAUCGGUGCGCACUGAUGGAGAACUGCGUGGGCUAGCCGUUCCUAAAAGCCUUUAAAGGCGUGUUUAAAAACGACCGUGCUUUACUCUGUGGAGUCUUCUCAAGGCUGGAUGCCAACUAAAAGGGACGUAUCCGCUCCAAACCAAUAGCACAUGCUCACACGCACGAGGGAGAAGCGCUGGGUGACUUGCGUCUUGGCGCAUGAGUUGGAAACGGCAAGCUGGAGACGAGACAGCAGCGCACACUCUAAUGUUUUGGCAAAGCUUCCCGAAAGGAGCUUUUUCGCGCUUCUCGUAAGAACAGUCACGCUUGCGUUUAUUAGCUAGAUCUGCACUUUUAAUCACCGCUAGGGCGAGAAGAUCGAGGAAGAAAACGCGAACCGGUAGCUAAAAGAACGUUUCCAGGUGCGACUGAAAGAAGCGGGAACAGUUAACUUGCAGCAUGUUUGGAGCGAGCAAGAACGUGUGUGUACCUCUCAGCGUUGCAUUUGUGGUGUCUAUGGAGCUAGUGCUGUGUUUCCCUACCAGACAGCACAAGAGCGCGACCACGAGAUUCAGACACGGCGCUGCUACUGAGGCACAUGUUCAGACAUCCUCAAGUGGCAUUAGCGAAGGCCGUGAUCUAGAGCAGAACCAGGUGCAGAGUGUGUUGACUGGCUCAUAUCGACUGCAGCAACAGCAGCAUCACAGGUGGUCCCAGCAACAUUCCCCAGGGGUUCUACCACAGCCUGAACCUGAAGAGGAGUCCAAACCUUUCAUCUUGGACCUUAGGAACUUCCCUGACUUGGCCAGUGCUGACACUGGCUCUCAAAACCCCAACAUUCAGGUGACCAUAGAGGUGGUGGACGACCCUCAGAUGGAAGUGGAGAUGGAUCUGGUUAAGGAGCGCAACAGUGAUUGGCCCAUCUCCUCCUCUUCCCCCUCCCCUGUGGUUGACUGGCUGGGUGGUAAGAAGCUGUUCUGGCCGCUGUUUUGGGGCUACACUGAUGUGGACUCAGGUGAGGACAGUACAGACCAGGCAGUGAAAGAGGUGGCGGAGGAUGAAAAGCUUGAAGAGGAACAAGAGGAGAACUACACAUCCAACUAUGACAGUGAAGAGCCCCUUCCCAGUGGGCUAGGUGGCAUGGAUGGCGAAUUGGACAGCCAAUGGAACCUGGGCUGGGACUUCACACAUAGCAACACUGAGAAAGAGGAGGAGAAGUGGAGUGCUUGGGCACCUUGCUCUGUCACCUGUGGCCAUGGCAACCAGACUCGCACACGAUCAUGUGGGGAUUUCUGCAUGUCCACCGAAUCCAGGAGUUGUUACCUUGACCCUUGCCCAGAUGAUUUGAAUCCAAUAUCCAGUGUUUUCCCCUUUGAGAUGGAGAAUGGAACGGAACCUUUUGGCACAGAUGUUGACAGCUGUGAGAAGUGGCUGAACUGUAAGAGUGAGUUUCUCCAGCGCUACCUGCAGCAGGUCCUCAUGGAAUUACCCAACUGUCCCUGCUCCUACCCCACCACAGCUUCCCACAGUGCGCUUACCCUGCCAGACGAGGGCCACAAGCAAACAUUCCACUGGAGGGACGCUAACAACCCCAAGGAGCGGCUGGACAUCUACAAGCCUUCUGCACACAGCUGCUUGCGCUCUGCACUGUCAGCACAGGGCACCACAUUGGCCGCUCAGCACUGUUGCUACGACAGCCAGGGCCAGUUGAUCACAAGGGGCAAAGGGGCAGGCACACCAAAUCUCAUCAGUACAGAGUUCUCGCCUGAGCUGCAUUUCAAGGUGGACGUGCUGCCUUGGAUCCUGUGCAAGGGAGACUGGAGCCGCUUUCAUGCCGUACGGCCACCCAACAAUGGCCUGAACUGCCCUGAGAACCCCCGCCAGGAUGUCUUCAUGAAUGAACUGGAGGAGGCCAGAGAAUACUGAUCAAAUGCCCCACACAACUGCCAGUUCCUGUCCUGUGACAACUUCAGUUUCCAUGCUUGAACUUCAAACUACAUUUCACAGCUGCUUUCCACCCUCUUAAAUGUGUAGCAUGUUUUUUAGCAUGGUUCCCUGCCCACUCUAUGCAUUUGUUUUCAGCGUUUAGGAGAUUGGUCAGUGGUCCAAAGGUGGCACACACAUGCACAUCCAGCCUCCUAAAGUGUAUGGAUUUUUUAAUGAAUAUGUAAACAUUAUAUAAAGGUGUAUCGGAGUAGUCACAUAUUUUUCGAGUUCCAGAAUGUACUUCAAAGUUGUCAACAGUCGGAGGCUCUAAUCUUUCAGCCACAAACACACUUCUUGUAAGAUUAACGCUGCUAUGAUGAUUAACCUGAAAAACGUUGAUUUUCCAGGCUGGAAUGGUAGGCAUGGGAAAGUAUUUGUGUAAGGGACGUUUCCCAAGAGACAAGUGCAGUGUCAUGGGGAGAGAACUUGCCAGCACACCAGCUCAGAGAGAGUAACACAUAAACCAUAACAAACUUGAACACUACAGUUUCAUUUACUGUAAUUAUCUGUUUGUCAGGUUAUUUGCCUUGAGAUUUGAUCAGCAGUCUUUAAAUACAACACAUUAUAGAUAUUAAUGUUAAUUCUUGAUGCUGUACAGCUUCUUAAUUAUUAUGUAAUACACAACUGUGUUGUCACCAGCUUCCUACACUCUUGAAAAUUAGGGUGCCAAAAAGGACCAAGAGUUCUUUGGAGCAAUGUCAUAGAAAAAACACUUUUUGUUCCCUAAAGACUUUUGUAAAUGAGACAUAUUAGUGAAGAAUUGUGAAGAAACUUUUUAAAGUCUAAUGAACCUCCACAUAAUAUAAAGGUUAUACACCAAUUAAAGAUUUUUCUUGAACCGUAUGUCUAAACUAAGGACCUUUAUUUUUAGGAGUGUACUAAUGAUUUGAAACCUACAUUGUUUCACAUUUACAAUUAUUUUAUAUAUGUAUCUGCAGCAAAAUUGGUUCUACAUUAUUGAAAACCCUGAUUUCAAAUGUUUUAGCAGUAGUUUAGAUGAUAAUCAACUCAGUAGUUCUAAUUCCAACAAAUGCUGUUGACCUCUGUUGGAGUUCCUCUCUGACAGAGAGUAUCAGGCUCAUCUUUGAUAAACACUUACAGAUUGAUGUCAUGGCGAUAUUUGAGAAGCUGACCAGACAUUACCUUCCACUACUAACUCAGGGGAACUUACUUCACAGCUAGCACAGUUCACUUACCUCUUCAGUUAAAGCCUCAACAGAACCUCUGAUUUCAGGUUGACGAGUAGGGGAGUGAUAAGAGAAAAGGGCAGGUUUUAGAAGAUGGUUAGAAGAUAGUUUUGUGUACACUUUAUGGGCAGUUUUCCUGUCAGUCUGUUAUUAUAGUGUUAUUGUUUUGUUCCUCUGUAUAUAAUGGUGCAUUGCUUGGGAGCUGUAUAUAUUGUUGAUGUUUAUGCUCCAGACAUCUUUUCAGGAAUCAUUUUCAAGUGCAUACAAGUUUGCAUGCACCUUUUUAUUAAAGAUGGUACUUUAUUUAAAGAUAUUCAAAUGAAUAUGUAUGCAAUUAAUGUCAUUUGUCAUUGUGGUGUUAUUAUUGUGAAGGAACUUACUUGCUAUUGUUUAUUUUCUGUCAAAUAUAAUGGCACAGUAUUUUUGAGUUCAAGUUAGAUGUGAGACUGUACAGUAUUUAUUGUCUAUUUUCUUAAAUUUGAUAAGUUUUUAAAUUGAUCAUCCUACCUGGUGCACUACUUUGACUGAGACCUCUAGGACACUGUCUCAAAAAGAAGGGAAAAGGGAAAGCAUUUUGUCUGUUAGUCCAACAGCAAGUCAAAGGGAAAAAACUGUCUCUGUAUUUUAAUGCUCCGCAAGCUGAAAUCUGUGUUGCGACAAAUACAAAGAUGAAUAAAAAACGGUCCUGGCUCUUUUGCAUCACACACGUCAAGUCAGUCAUCACAUCCUAUGAGUUACAUAUGAAAAGUUCACUCAAGCUUGUAAGCAUGGGUUUUGAUUGAUAUAAACCUGUAAACCUCCACUAGUUUCCCAGAGUGUAAUUUAGCAUGGCGAUCAAAAUACCCAUCGUCACCGCUGUAUCUGAGGCAUGGGCUAGGGCCAGGGCAAGAAUAAUUUUUGAUUGCUUUGUUUUUCCAUUGCGUGGGCCUUAACCAGGAACAGCCAGGGACAGUCGACUGAUCUCCCUGGGCAGUAAGGCUUUUGCAUAUGUGUGGCAAUCUGGUUUCAAUUGGCAAGCCCAGGCCGCAGCUUCAUACUGGGACGCCCAGGAACAAGCAG
This is a messenger RNA of Colossoma macropomum (tambaqui), 4260 nucleotides long. RefSeq names its product isthmin 2b (gene ism2b). NCBI's taxonomy places the organism in Eukaryota, Metazoa, Chordata, Actinopteri, Characiformes, Serrasalmidae. The transcript has 6 exons. Bases 488 to 1954 code for a protein of 488 amino acids. The record is from RefSeq and is a predicted model, not a curated record.